AUUGUUUAUUACAAGAUAAACAAACUUUACAAGAUGCACGAGAAUGUAUUGAAGAUAUUGUUAAAGAAAAUUUAUUUGGUGAUAAGGCUAUUGUUAAAUAUGCUAAAAAGAAUCCUCAACUUUACAGAAACUUAUAA
Messenger RNA from Dentiscutata erythropus, 137 nucleotides. The record is from the annotation of a GenBank genome assembly. Lineage: Eukaryota; Fungi; Glomeromycota; Glomeromycetes; Diversisporales; Gigasporaceae.